UGGCCUCAUUCGGACACGCUGGCUUCACCUCUUCAGCUUGUUGCCAACAAUAUGCAACCUGAGGCUCGUCGGCGUGGAAAUGACGUGUCUCCCCGCAAGUUUUGGCGAGCCCAUAAAGGAUGGGCUCUCCUCUCACUCACACUGAAGGACAGAGCGAAUGGGAUCAGAUACGACCAGGGAGGCGCACAGAGGAUAGAGAUACCAGUCUCGGUCUUGGGGAGGGAGAUAACAAACAGUGAAAUCAUAUUUACCGGAGGCAGUUAAGUGGAGGAUAAAACAGGAGAGCCCCCUCUCUCUGUCUGUGGGAACGGAGCCGCUGAGUGGACACAAAUGUGAGCGACGCGCACGGAAACGACUCAGGUGCAGAGAAACCAAACUGGCGGCGCACUUAGGAUGCAGAAGUCACCAGUGGAAGAUGCAAACUUCUUCUCCAAAUAUUUCUUCUGUUGGAUGUCACCGCUUCUGAGGAAGGGCUUCAGAAAGAAGUUGGUGCUGACAGAUGUGUAUAAGGCUCCUUCUUUUGAUCUGGCAGACAACCUCUCUGAGAGGCUCGAAAGAGAAUGGGACAGAGAGGUGGUGUCAGCCAAGAACAAGCCCAGGCUGAUGAGAGCGCUGGCCCGCUGCUUCCUCGGCCCUUUCGCCUUCUUUGGUGUCCUCCUCUACCUCGGGGAGGCUUCCAAGGCGGUGCAGCCUCAGCUUCUGGGUCGCAUCAUUGCCUCCUUUGACCCUAUCCACGUUCCAGAGCGGAGCCAGGGAUACUUCCUGGCCCUGGGCCUAUGCCUCCUCUUCACAGCCCGCUUCCUCCUGCUGCAACCUGCCAUCUUUGGCCUGCAUCACCUGGGCAUGCAGAUCCGCAUCGCUCUUUUCAGUCUUAUAUACAAGAAGACCCUGAAACUAUCCAGCCGAGUCUUGGAUAAGAUCAGCACUGGUCAGCUGGUCAGUCUGAUGUCCGCCCACCUCAACAAGCUAGAUGAGAGCUUGGGUCUGGCACACUUUGUAUGGAUCACCCCCCUGCAGUGUAUACUAUGUGUGGGUCUGAUCUGGGAGCUGAUCGAGGUGAACGGCUUUUGCGCGCUGGCAGCUCUGACUCUGCUGGGCAUCAUCCAGGCCUGGCUGUCCCAGAAGAUGGGACCUCACCGGGUGAAGCGAGGAGGGAUGAUCAGCCGCCGCCUGGCUCUCACCACAGAGAUCGUGGAGAACAUCCACUCUGUGAAGGCGUACGGUUGGGAGGAGGUUAUGGAGACCAUCAUCAAGAACAUCAGGCAGGACGAGAUGACGCUGACGAGGAAGAUCGGUUCCCUGCGUUACUUCUACAGCGCCUCGUACUUCUUUUCCGCCAUCUUGGUCAUCGUGUCUGCCAUUGUGCCACAUGCACUCAGUAAAGGCAUCAUCCUGCGCCGUAUCUUCACCACAGCCUCCUACUGCAUGGUGCUGCGAAUGACUCUGACCCGCCAGCUGCCAGGAUCCAUCCAAAUGUGGUACGACACACUGGCGCUGGUCAAGAAAAUCGAGGAAUUCUUGAUGAAGGAAGAAUACAGAGUGCUGGAGUACAACCUGACCACCACUGAACUGGAGCUGGUCAACGUGUCUGCAUCCUGGGACGAGGGCAUUGGUGAGCUGUUUGAGAAGAUCAAGCAGGAGAACAAAGCAAAUGGACACCUGAAUGGUGACGCCGGCCUAUUCUUCACUAACCUCUACGUCACACCUGUCCUCAAAAACAUCAGCCUGUACCUGGAGAAGGGCAAGAUGCUGGCAGUGGCUGGAUCCACUGGCUCAGGGAAGAGUUCCCUGCUCAUGAUGAUCCUGGGAGAGUUGGUGCCAUCGGAGGGUAAAAUCAGACACAGCGGUCACAUCUCCUUCUCACCACAGACUUCCUGGAUCAUGCCGGGCACGAUUCGAGAUAACAUCCUGUUUGGCCUGACCUAUGACGAGUACCGCUACACCUCUGUCAUCAAGGCCUGCCAGCUGGAGGAGGACUUUGCCUUGCUGCCUGAGAAAGACAAGACGCUCCUCUUCGAAGGAGGGGUGACCCUCAGUGGUGGUCAAAGGGCUCGCCUCGGCCUGGCCAGGGCUGUGUAUAAAGAUGCAGACCUCUACCUGCUGGAUGCACCUUUCACCCACCUGGACAUCGUGACGGAGAAAGAGAUCUUUGAGAAAUGCGUCUGUAAACUUAUGGCCUCCAAGACACGUAUUGUGGUCACCAGCAAAUUAGAGCAUCUCAAACGAGCAGACAAAAUCCUUCUGCUGCACAAUGGAGACUGCUACUUCUACGGCACCUUCUCAGCGCUGCAGGCCCAGCGCCCUGACUUCAGCUCCCUCCUCCUCGGCAUGGAAGCUUAUGACAACAUCAACGCAGAGCGACGCAGCUCCAUCCUCUCAGAAACUCUCCGCAGGGUCUCCAUCGAUGAAACCGCUGGCUUCCGAGGCCCAGAGCCAAUUCGCCAGUCUUUCCGCCAGUCACAGCCUCCAAUAAUGGUCUCUGGAUCCCAAGGCCAUCCUGGAAGUGAUGGUUACCCAGAAAAACGCAAACAGUCCCUCAUCCUCAAUCCCCUGGCAGCUGCUCGCAAGUUCUCCUUCAUCGGGAACUCCCAGCAGACUGCAAAUACUCCCCAGUCCAUGACGAUAGAGGACGGGGUUCGUGAACUUUCUGAGAGGAAAUUCUCUGUAGUACCUGAGGAUGAUCAAGUCGAGGAGGUGCUCCCAAGGGGGAACUUGUACCAUCAUGGGUUGCAGCACCUCAACGGGCAGCGGCGCCAGUCUGUCCUGGCGUUCAUCACAAACUCUCAGGGCCAGGAGCGUAGAGAGCAGAUGCAGUCCUCCUUCAGAAAAAAGCUGUCCAUCACGCCGCAGUGCGACCUGGCGUCUGAGCUGGACAUUUAUGCCCGCCGCCUGUCCAAGGACAGCAUUUAUGACAUUAGUGAGGAAGUGGAUGAAGAAGACAUGGAGCAAUGCUUCGCAGAUGAACGUGAGAACAUCUUUGAAACUACCUCAUGGAGCACUUACCUACGCUACGUCACCACCAACAGGAGCCUAGUCUACGUCCUAAUUUUCAUCGUCUUUGUCUUCGUCCUUGAGGUUGCUGGUUCAGUCAUUGGCAUUUUCCUCAUUACAGACAAGAUCUCGAGGGACAGCACAAACCCUUUAUCACCCAACUACAUCGAUGAGCAACACCCCAACACCUCGUCGCCCCCCGUCCCCCUGGCAGUCAUCGUCACACCGACCAGUGCUUACUACAUCAUCUACAUCUACGUUGCCACAUCGGAGAGCGUGCUGGCCUUGGGAUUCUUCAGGGGUCUCCCAUUAGUGCACACAUUACUCACUGUGUCCAAAAGACUGCAUGAACAGAUGCUUAGCGCUGUAAUACGAGCCCCCAUGGCUGUGCUCAACACUAUGAAGACAGGCCGAAUCAUGAACAGAUUCACCAAGGACAUGGCCACCAUAGAUGACAUGCUGCCUCUGGUGCUGUUUGACCUCAUACAGCUGACAUUGAUUGUUACGGGUGCCAUCUUCACUGUGUCCAUCAUGCGGCCUUACAUCUUCAUCGCUGCCAUCCCAUUAGCUGUCAUCUUUGUUGUCCUCAGAAAGUACUUCUUACGAACUGGACAGCAACUCAAGCUACUGGAGGCUGAAGCUCGAAGCCCCAUCUUCUCCCACCUCAUCAUCUCGCUGAAGGGUUUGUGGACAAUUCGGGCGUUUGGGCGUCAGACGUACUUCGAGAUGCUCUUCCACAAGGCUCUGAACACUCACACAGCCACCUGGUUCCACUACCUUGCCACGCUGCGAUGGUUCCUCUUCCGCUGCGAUAUGAUCUUUGUCCUAUUCUUCAGCACUGCUGCCUUCAUCGCCGUGGGAACCAACCAGGACAAACCAGGGGAGGUUGGCAUCAUCGUGACCCUCGCCAUGCUCAUCCUGGGGACUUUCCAAUGGGCUGUUAUCACCAGCAUCACUGUAGAUGGACUGAUGCGUUCAGUGGAUCGGGUGUUCAAGUUCAUCGACCUGCCAUCAGAGGAGCCGCUGCCAGGGAAAUCCGGUGUUAAAGGAGGCCCAGACCUUGUCAUCGACAACCCUCACGCCCAAGACUGCUGGCCCAACCGUGGCCAUAUGGACGUCCAGGGCCUCACUGUCAAAUACACAGAGGCUGGACGCGCCGUCCUCAGCGACAUCUCCUUCUCUGUGGAGGGUGGGCAGAGCAUGGGUCUGCUGGGUCGAACAGGUUCAGGGAAGAGCACCCUGCUCUCCGCUCUGCUGCGUCUUGCCUCCACUGACGGAGAAAUAUCCAUUGACGGCGUCUCCUGGAGCUCCGUCUCCCUGCACACAUGGAGGAAGGCCUUUGGAGUGGUGCCGCAGAGAGUCUUUAUUCUGACUGGCACUUUCCGGAUGAACCUAGACCCAUACGGACGCUACAGCGAUGAGGAGCUGUGGAGGGUAGCCGAGGAGGUGGGUUUGAAGUCGGUGAUCGAGCAGUUUCCAGACAAGCUGGACUUUCAGCUGGAGGACAGAGGCAGUGUGUUGAGCAACGGACACAAACAGCUGCUGUGUCUCGCCCGCUCCAUCCUCAGCAAGGCCCGCAUCCUGCUGCUGGACGAACCCUCCGCCUACCUCGACCCCAUAACGUUACAGGUCCUGAGGAAGACGCUGAAGCAGGCGUUCUCUGGCUGCACCGUCAUCCUAUCAGAACACAGAGUGGAGCCGUUGCUGGAGUGUCAAUCAUUCCUGAUGAUCGAGGGCAGCUCCAUGAAAAGCUACGACUCCAUCCAGAAACUGCUGAAUGAGACGAGUCACCUGAAACAGGCCAUGAGCCCCGCUGACCGGCUCCACCUCUUCCCGACGCUUCACCGCCUCAACUCCAGCAAGAGGGCGGCACCGCAGACUGCCAAGAUCUCGUCCCUGCCAGAGGAAGCUGAGGACGAAGUCCACGACACUCGCCUCUAACCGGCCAGGCACACACACACACACACACACACACACCCAACUCUAAACAAGGGAUUGAUCUAGUGAUGGGUCUAAGUGGUCAAUAGUAAAUAAGUUUGAGCCAUUAUCCCCCCAAAUUAAAAGUGAAACAGCAUCUGAAUCACUAUGGGACAUAAACUCUCCACCGGUGCCCAGACAAAUUAUUUUAUUCAAUAAUAGGAGAACUCAAUUCACACUCAAUCAUAAUUGAUCUAAAAAUCAAAGAUGAAAAAGUUUUCCAUCAUAUUGGCAUUAAACAAAAUUGACUUGUUUAUACUUGAUUUUUAAUAAAACAACAAAUUUUGACCAAUAUAUUGAUUUUUACCCUCAUACAGUAUAUUGUACACAUGCAAAUUAACAUGUAGCGACACAAGCACAGAUGACACACAGCUGGGUCACAUCCAUUUUACUGUCAGAUAAUGAGGCUGAAGUACGGAGCUCAUUUAUUGCCAGAAAUUUACACAAAUAUACAAGUGGGGGAGGAUGUUUUGCACACGUGUAAUAAAACGUUGUGUCUGUUAAAUUCUGCAUGAAUAUGAAUCAGGUGUGUACAGUGCAGAAUUUGGAGGCUGAGGUUACAGAAAUAGAACUUAAUAUUACAAGUGUGCAAAACUUAAGAGCAACGCCACAUGUUGACCAUUGACCAACACUGUACAACAUAGCAGCAAGUUUAGAAAAGAUUUGUAUGUAGCAAAAAAAUGCAGACAUCUGCAGGCUCUCAAAUUUAAAGCUUUUGUUGUACAUCAAAGUCACAAAAUUAGAAAAAUAAUAAGAAACUACAGUGUGUAUGUGCUGCAGGAUCUUACUUCCAGAAGCAUGGAAGAUAAAAUCCUCCAUGUAACAGGGACCACCAGGAGCAGAGCAAGAUGGCUAGACAUGUAAAUUAAGCACAUGAUAACACACCCCAAAAUCUAACUGGACGCUUUGUCAUUGAACCAUUUCAAGUGUCAUUGCAGGUUUCAGUCUGUCGGGUGUUUUUGGGGGCUGGGCAAAACUGUGCGAGGGUUCCUUCAGUUCUGAUCCUCAAAAUGUUUCUACUCUGAGGUCAAACAAUUAUAUUUGCUUUUGGGGGGGGGGGAUUGCAUUGUACUUUUUUAUUGUUUUAAAAAACAUUUUCAUUGGAUUGAACUAAGGGAUUACUUUGUAAGAAAAAUAUUUUGUUCUGACUAGUGAACAACUAGCUAGUUUUUACUGGAGUCUUCAGUCUCUUUAGAUUGUUUGAAUUCAGAAUGAAAUCAAAAUAGCAGCCACUGUAGAAGUCUGACUUAUUGUAUGCAUCUUGCAUAAGGGUGUGAUCAGAUUGGAGCUUUUCUUAUCUGUACAAUUACAAAGUGUAACUAUGAGCAUUGCAAGCAAACAGACAGCACAACAUUUACUCAUUAUAUCAUCCAGAGCAGGAACUAACAAUGCAGAAUAAAAAAUGAAUAAAAACGUUGCUGACUUCUCUGCUCAGUCUUAAGCCAUGUUGAUACUAAGCCGGCUAAAUUUGAAAACACAUCUUUUAUUUCCAUUUUAGCCUUUGUCCGCACUAAAGAGCAAUCCACAGCGGGAGCGUUUGAGUUUUUUAUUGAUCGUCACUCGUUCAUCUAACGGAACAGAUCUGCUUCCAUUUUAUUAAAAUGUACCUAAUAAUUACCUAGCAAUCUCCACAGGCAGCCAAAUCACACAAAUAUCCCAUCGUCUAUAUGUUGUGAAUAAUAACUAACUCUAUCUAUAAUGAUGGAUAAUGGCACCCAGUUUCACGAUGAGCCUUCCAGUUUCAUUGAACUUUUGUCAGCCUCUGGCCUUUCAAACUGUGGCUCGAGUCAUUGUAGAUUAAACUGAUGCAUGCUUCAGUAGUGCUUAUUUUACUUACCACCGGCGCCUUGCGUCUGAUGUGAAUUCCCAGUAAGCCUCUGCUUUUCACAACCAAAAACAGUUUUCAGAAACACUGUCCAGUUUGAAUAAGUCUGACAAAACUCUUCAAAACAAGACGGUGAAGUCCUGAAGUUGAUUCUGAAAACAGUGUCCAGAUGACUACGACUGAAACCUUUUCUACGAUCUGACAAAACUGUUCUCCCAUUUUAGUGUGGACAAGGAAAACCUCAAUUCAUUAUUUCUGUAACCAUUUAAUCAAUAUAGGUGUUGUCAUUAACCUGUAUUCAAUGUUAUCACACGACUUUGAAGCAUAAAAUCUGGAUUUGAUCAACGUCGCCAUUGUGAACAGGAAGCAUUAAUGAGCUAAAAUGAAAUUGUGAGUUUUGCUAAAUUGUCUGCAAACUUACACAAAGACACAAAUCAAGCACCAUAUUGGUAUACAUGUUGCGGUAUGUACAAACUGUAAUGGACCAAAAGAAAAUCUGUAUAUCCUACAGGAUAAAAAGAGAUCAGAGCUUUGUCAAACAGUUCUUCUAGGGAAUUAAGGUAAACUGCAGCAGUUCUGCAGACUUCUACAGUGGCUUCAUGUGUAUUGUGCUAAAGUAUCUUUGGUUAGUCAGUGAGACUCUGCAGUAGCUUCACUGCCGUCAACACACACAUCAACAGGGACACUGGCUGACGCUACUAAUGAGUGAUGAUUCAGAUACUUAUUGCUCUGUCUGAAUGCACUUUAGAGACACCCUGAGGUACUCAUCAGCUUUCACAGCAAGGAAACAGUCAAAAGAUUAAAUGUUGUACAGUUUUGAUUCCUCCAUAAAAUGAAGUGUAGAUGUAGAAUUGUGACCUUUGAUUACAAUUCUUGCUUUUUACUUAAAUUUUUCAGCUUUUUGUUACUUGGUGAAUUACAGAGGAGCCAAAAAAAAAAUUCUAUUUGAUAUAAAGUAUAUUUUUCCAGAACCACUGCUGUACAAACGCAAAGCAAACAUUUAGCAUUUCUUUUUCAUCAUUUUCAAAGUUCUAUCUGUACUUCCCUUGGAAACUGGAAACCAUUUUGACUCUUCCAACGACACUUUGGUUGAGGGAAGAGUGUGUUGCUCCUUUCAUACUGAAUAUAAGUUUUUGUAAAGCAGCGAUGCAGAAAAUUAAGGUACUGUGGAGAAAUGCCUUGAUGUGUUAACUGUGACGACAGAUUUUUUUUUUUUUUUUUUUUUUUUUUUUUACAGAGUAAAUAAAGAACUAAGCUGUUUCUUACUCAUAGGAAAGGGACACAGAUGUCCAAAAAAAUGUAUAAAUGUAUUUGUUCAAUCAACUAUAUUUCCAGUAAAACUAAAGAUUGAGAAUUUCA
Messenger RNA from Siniperca chuatsi (mandarin fish), 8152 nucleotides. It is a transcript of the gene cftr, whose product is annotated as CF transmembrane conductance regulator. Gene Ontology annotation, molecular function: ATP hydrolysis activity; chloride channel activity; ATP binding. The transcript has 27 exons. Gene Ontology annotation, cellular component: plasma membrane; cytosol; apical plasma membrane. Gene Ontology annotation, biological process: chloride transmembrane transport; bicarbonate transport. The record is from RefSeq and is a predicted model, not a curated record. The coding region runs from base 394 to 4932 and encodes 1512 amino acids. NCBI's taxonomy places the organism in Eukaryota, Metazoa, Chordata, Actinopteri, Centrarchiformes, Sinipercidae.